ACUGUGUGUUUGGACCCAACACGACCGAACAAACGGAGUCCUUAUCCGACCAGCCCGGACGUCUCCAAAAUUUCCAAAUCCAUCCGUAGAAUCUCAUCUCCUUCUGCACGCUUUCCCUGAGGAGUCGACGGCGCACGCAACCUAUAUAUACACCUUCCCUUGCGCCGUAAGAAAAGCCUCGUGAGAUCAUCGCCUCGUCGCCGAUCGUGGUGUCCGCAUGCAGCCGGCCGAGAUGGAUUCGCCCGCCCGAGAGAUGCAGGAGAUGGACGAGUUCGUGCUGGUCCCGCACGCCGCGGACCUCUGGUCGUACCAACUCGACGAGGACGACGAUGCCCACGAGAGCGAUGCGCGCUUCUUCGCCGGCAACGACGAGAAGACGAUCGACGUGAACCACUUCGCCUCCGAGCCCACGCCCAACGCCGCACUGCAGUGCGCCACGACGGAGCCGCCGGCGCCGUCCGGCUCUGACUCUGAGAGCGAGGACUCAGUUGCCGACGAGGAGGAAGCGGUCGACGGCCUGUCGGAGAAGGCGUCGGAUGCUGACGAGGACGGGGAGGUGGUUGUUGCAGAUCAGGAGCCAGAGUGCAAGGAGUGGGAAGGCGAUCACGGCCACGGGUGGCAGCAGCACGCGGUCGGCGUGAUCUGCUCCGUGGGGCUGGCGGCGGCGGCCACCGGCCUGGCACUGCUUCUCGGCGGCCAGCAGCAGACGCCGCACAAGGUCCACUUCCGGGCCGCCGGUGGUCGCAAGGUGACUAAGGUUUCAGCAAGGCGAGACGCGAGGCUAGAACAGGGGAUGUCGGUGCCGCGGUUUGAGCAUGCGCCGGCCAUGAUCUCAUUCGGGGGUUCCUACGGCGGGCACCUGUUUUGAUGGGAUCGUGUGCCUAUCGAUCGUGUCGUGCCCGUGCAGAACUCUGGUCCAUAUUACCAUGUUACGUUAGAAAUUAGGAAGCAAAUUCGUCGACUUGAUAGAAACAAGGGUAAUUUUGAACGCAGUUCGGUCUGUAUUUUGGUGCUUAUUACAUGUAACCUGGACACAGCCCGCCGUGAAAUUAAUGAUGCUCCAGAAGGUGGAAAUAAACACAAUGGUGAAAGCCAAGGGCAUCUCCAACCCUGAUCCAUAAAGCGGACACUGUUAUUUAUCCGCGGACAAUGAUACAGAAGCCGGCUAUCCAAUCCCGUUUGUAUACAUUUCGAAUGAGAUUUGAGCAAACUAGACGACUUUUAUAUAAACGGAUAAACCGGAUGAUUUUCAUUUAAA
Messenger RNA from Aegilops tauschii subsp. strangulata, 1258 nucleotides. RefSeq lists its product as uncharacterized. The record is from RefSeq and is a predicted model, not a curated record. NCBI's taxonomy places the organism in Eukaryota, Viridiplantae, Streptophyta, Magnoliopsida, Poales, Poaceae.